AUGCAGAAGACCCUCCGCCUCACACCUCCUAAUGUAAUCCAACCUGGAUCUCACUCAGGAAUCCAAACUGGAUUCCAUUCAGGAAUCCAAAAUGGAUCUCAUUCAGGAAUCCAAACUGGAUUCCAUUCAGAAAUCCAAACUGGAUUCCAUUCAGGAAUCCAAACUGGAUCUCAUUCAGGAAUCCAAACUGGAUUGCAUUCAAGAUUCCAAACUGGAUCUCAUUCAGGAAUCCAAACUGGAUUCCAUUCAGGAAUCCAAACUGGAUCUCAUGGAUCCGAACUAAAAUCCGUUCAGGAUUUCAAACUGGAUUCCGGUCAGGAAUACAAAUUGGAUUCCGUAAUCCAAACUGGAUCUCAUUCAGGAAUCCAAACUGGAUUCCAUUCAGGAAUCCAAACUGGAUCUCAU
This is a messenger RNA of Armigeres subalbatus, 405 nucleotides long. RefSeq lists its product as uncharacterized. The record is from RefSeq and is a predicted model, not a curated record. Lineage: Eukaryota; Metazoa; Arthropoda; Insecta; Diptera; Culicidae. The annotation marks the transcript as partial. The transcript is spliced from 4 exons.